AUGACCUUUAGUAAUAUAGAGUAAGGACUUUAAUAUUAAAUUGUUUUAAGAGUUUGGAGCAAGACUGCAAAAGAAUAUUAGGAUGGAGCUCAUUAACAUUAUAUUUCAGAGUGGAACUCUAAGUUAUUGGAUGAGUAGGCCGUGAAAUGA
Molecule: messenger RNA, 150 nt
Organism: Paramecium octaurelia
Lineage: Eukaryota; Ciliophora; Oligohymenophorea; Peniculida; Parameciidae
Source: the annotation of a GenBank genome assembly